This is a messenger RNA of Sabethes cyaneus, 4125 nucleotides long. It is a transcript of the gene Cc2d2a, whose product is annotated as coiled-coil and C2 domain-containing protein 2A. Gene Ontology annotation, cellular component: ciliary transition zone. Gene Ontology annotation, biological process: non-motile cilium assembly; protein localization to ciliary transition zone. The transcript has 6 exons. The record is from RefSeq and is a predicted model, not a curated record. NCBI's taxonomy places the organism in Eukaryota, Metazoa, Arthropoda, Insecta, Diptera, Culicidae. The coding region runs from base 1 to 4125 and encodes 1374 amino acids.
AUGAGCGAUUCAAAACCUAAAUCACCACGCAAACGCCGCUCACGUGGUCGCCAACGAAAGCGGCACCCCGCACAGUUCAAGGCUGACAAACGAGCUCCUCCGCAAUCAACCAGCAGUACGGUAACCAAAGAACCCGAGCAGCCUGCGAUCGUGAGAAAACCAAAACCUCAACUUAAUCCCGACUAUAUCCGUGAAGAACUGGAAAUUAAAACAUCAUUGCAAAAAUUAACGACCGAUGCUAGCAGUCUGAACGAUGAUCGAGAUCGAGAGGUAAAAUUUUUUACCGACUUCUUACCGGAAGCGUUCUAUGAUGCUCAGGAUCACUUGAGUGAAACCAUGCAAGAACCGGACACCGACCCAGUUCCGCUUGAAAAGUCACCCUCGAUUCAGUCCACGCCGAACGCGCACGAUUCGCCGACGCAUUUGGCAUCCUCGUACAUUCAAACUGACGAAGAUGAUGUCAUCAAGCGUUACACGGUGCAAAAGCUAAACUUAGAAGAUUCAAAACUGUUGUAUAUACCGGAAAAGAUUCUAUCCGACAUCCGGGGAAAUCUCGAAAAAAUUACCAUCAAUUCCAAUGAUGACCAUUCUCAAUCGGAACCGCUGAAUAAACCACACCUCAAUGAAACCAACAAAACGCGCUUAAUAAACCGAUUGAUAGAGGAAGAGCAAGAAGAAUGGUUCGACGCUUGCGGUGAUUUGGUAAAUUUACAGGACUUCGUUACUGGCAAACGAGUGAAAGGGGUUUGUAGUAAAAAGUUUCUUCCCUACUACGUAGAGCCAAUACCGUUUGGAAAACCGUCAGAGCAACUGCCGGUGGAACGAACGAUAAAAGUGUUGAUCGGUAAGUUGAGAUUCGAAAACCAUCCCUCCUUCGAUGAGGUCGUCAAAUUGCGACUACGGUUGGAACAGAUUUACAAACAAUAUUACACCAGCAAAAUCAUGAAGGUGAUGCCAAAAUUGCAGAAAAAAUUAGAUGAAAUUAGGCGCGCAAUGGCUGCCACCGGUGGUGAGGUGAGUUUGUCCAGCAAAUUGCAACGACGAGAACUGAGAAAGCAGAUUUAUCAAGAAGCCAAAGUUAAGCGUCAACUGGAGAAAGAAAUUGUGGAUGUUUGGAAGAAGCUGAAGGAUAACAAAGCUGACCGUGGCUACAAACUAGUUAUCACCAACGACGAAAUAGAGCAGACGGAGGAUGAUAGCCAAUUGAAGAAACAAUUUGCACUCGAUUUGGAGGAAUUACUUCAAGAAGAACACGAAAUUUAUGCCAAGGAGAAACAGGACUACAAGAUCUACCUCCGAGAUCUGGAACGGAAUCUCGACGACGGAGAAGUUGUUGCUGUGCAUAAACCCAGGAAACCCGAUCAAUCACGAUUGAAACAGGAUUUCGAAAAAUCAUUUGCCGAAUCAUUUCGGACCGCCGGAGAACCAAUAGUAGAUUUAUUGCUUCUGAAAAAUCCCGAUGAUACGGUGACACCAAAGGUGAACAAAGAUAUGCAAUUUAAAGUUAAGUUCUACAUCGAUAAUUGUCACGUUGCAUCCACCAAAGCUCAUCAUUUUCAGAACAAUCUCUUAGUCGACUUCAAUACGUCAUUUUCAAUUAAAUUAACGACGAAAAUCCCGCAAGCAUUGAAAAUCGAACUAUACGAGAAGAACCGCCUUAGAGUUAAACUAAAACUGUUCGAACUCUACGUUCCGGUUCCUAACUCAUCCGAAUUGUUCGACGAAGUAGAGUACGUGCCUUAUGAGUUCGCAUCAGGGAACACAUUUAAAACCAAUGAAAGCAGAACUGGUAAAAUCGAUUUGAAAGUCGGUUGGCUAGAACAGGUUGGUUCAAGCCCUUCCAAAAAACGAAAUGUUCCAAACCGGGCACAACUUUCGAAAGAUUUGAUUGAGAGAUGGCUUGACGAACAGACAUUUGAUCCCAAUGAUUCCGAGACAGAACAGGUGAUGGAAACAUUGGAAAAACACCACGCUGCACAAGAUGCGGAACAAGAUGAAAAAGAAGAUGGUCAAGAAAAGGAUGAGCCGUUUGUUUUCAACGAAGAUCUGCUUGCUUUCUGUUCGGAAGAGGAAAUUAACAAUAACGCACGGUUGAAUAUGCUAAGCCAACGAUUCAACAACAAUCUCAAAUAUAAAAAUAUUAAAUUUAUACCACAGAUCGAACGAGAAAUCGAAAUACCGGAGGAAAUGAAAAUCAUCGAUGAAACUCUUGGUACGGAUCCGAUCGAUUUGCAGAGACACCGCGGAAAGAAAUAUCUCAAAAAGGUCUACGAUACUAUCACUAACCACUGCAAUGUGAUCAAUCAGGACAAGGUUAACGAUAAUUUACUGGUUGGUGAACAGAUUCCGACUUUUGGAUCGUUAAGUUUGGCAUUUUUCGAAAUUUUUGGUCCACGAAGGCCACUUAAACCUGCGAGGCGAUCUCCAAUGAGCAGAGCAUCGAUUCGGGUUUCCGACGUUAAUCAGUUCAAGAUAAUCGUUACCAUUGUGAGAGCCUUUGGAAUACCUACUCGCUUGGAUGAGCAUCCGGUUACCUCAGCAAGCCGACGGAAUAGUAAUUUAUCUGCGACGAAGUUUUCGAUCCGAUCAUCGAACGUCCGUCCGUACAUAACUAUAUCAAUUAAGGAUAAACUUCUUCGAACCUCCACGGGUGAUGGAACAAAUCCCACCUGGAAUGAGAGGCUGGCGAUUCCACUGGAUGCCACAAGUGAUCAGAUGCGCCGGUAUUUGAACAUCGAUUUGUACGACGAGUUCAUGGAGGAUCUGCUGGAAGAUGAUCGAGCGCGCCUGACGGAAGUUUACCAGAGAAUUUCGAGCAAAUGGCUGGGACAGCUCAGGAUACCAAUAAGUACCAUCUACGUUAACCAGAGGAUCGAAGGAACUUUCGAAAUCAAAACUCCUUCGAUUCUGUUUGGUUACUCGCGAAGCAGCGAUGACUCGCCGGAGUACACCUCUAUGCUAAUCGGAUCCAGCCUACCGGAUUUGCGUGAACUCACACACAUUUCGUUGUUCAUAAACUUGGAACCGAACGUGGAAAUUCCCUGCUUCGACACCAACGGGCUCGAAUGUGUGGAACUAGAGCAGACCAAGGCUCGGAUAUAUUUGUGGUACGAAGAGUACCGCAAUGAAUUUCCACAAAGGGCAAAGCUACCGUUAGUUACGCUACUUAGUGGAAAACGUGUUUGCGUCACACGACUAGUUGGACCCAUUAGCGUUCCCUUUGUUCUUGACGAAAACGUGGAACAAAUGAUAAGGCGCUAUGUUUCACUUAUUCCAAUCCAUUACAACACUGAUGCGUGCUCACAGCUGGGUGGAGUCUGGCUAACCAAUAGGGAAAUAAUGAACGUAAUGUGUGCCUCACCAAAGGAUUUGGGUGUCUUAUUGGCUUGUUUCUACAGUAGUCUAGAGUACGAGGUAUACCUUGUUUUGGGACACAGUCUUUUGGCAGGAGACAGUGUUUUCGUCAUGAUUCGUGAAGGCAAUGAGUUUUUCCUGAUAGAUCCAACGAAUGGCAAGCGGUACAACAGUACCGAUACGUACUGUCCACUAACUAAAAUCUACUAUAUUGUCAAUCAAGACAACGCGUGGGGAAAUAUCCAAAAAGAAAAUCGAGUAUUUCUAACGCAGCUAGAUGUUACUCGAUCUGCUUACUGGAGACCACUUUUUAACAGAUCGCACGAAGCUCCUACCGGGUGUAUUCAUGACGGUAACUUUUUAUAUAAAACGGCUUUCGCAGUAUCUGACUUACAAAAAACUAUUGAAAGAAAAAUUAUUAAAAAGAUUGGUGUUUGGCGGACACAUCGCAGGACUAUUUGGAACCGUUACGUCAGUGAGCAACUUAAAAACGUCCUGCCUAGUUUAGAACUGGACGCUUGCCUGGAUACCAACGCAGACCGUCACUUAGAAGUGUUCAGUCAACUAUUGGCUCCGUACAAAGUUAAUGGAUUUCCAGUAAAUCUGCCUUACACCAAUCUCUCCGCCAUUGUGGCCCAUGUAAAAAGCACAGGAAUACAUCUGAACUCUGAUAACAGAGCAGAAUUUGCACUUGGUUUGUACAUCAAAGACUAUCCCAGUAAUAUCUAUUCAGUGUGGAUUUUUCUCGUUUCUUUAACACCUAGAAUUUAG